AGCGGCGGCCAUCUUUGAGGACCAUUCAGCAGGAACUGACGAGGCGUCGGCCACGCGCAGCUCCUUUGCAGCGACGCAGGGGGGGACGAACACGUCGGCUCGCAGCUCGAGGCGCGCAGACAUCUCCUCUUCGGGACUGACCGCGAACCGCCGGGCGCCACAGCAGCCUUCCCAGUGUCCCCAGUAGGACCCGUGAUUCCCAGUUGGUGAAGAACACCAUCAGGACACACAGGAGCCAUGGCAGACGACGCGGAUAUGCGCAAUGAGUUGUCGGACAUGCAGCAACGUGCGGACCAGCUGGCCGAUGAGUCACUGGAAAGCACCCGCCGUAUGCUGCAGCUGGUAGAGGAGAGUAAAGAUGCUGGUAUCAGGACUUUGGUUAUGCUGGAUGAGCAGGGAGAACAACUCGAUCGUGUUGAAGAUGGCAUGAACCAUAUCAACCAAGACAUGAAGGAGGCCGAGAAAAAUUUAAAAGAUUUAGGGAAAUGCUGUGGCCUUUUCAUAUGUCCUUGUAACAAACUGAAGGGUGGCGGAGGCAAGGCCUGGGGCAACAAUCAGGAUGGAGUGGUGGCUAGCCAGCCUGCCCGCGUGGUGGACGAGCGUGAGCAGAUGGCCAUCAGCGGAGGCUUCAUCCGCAGGGUAACGGAUGACGCCCGGGAAAAUGAGAUGGAUGAGAACCUGGAACAGGUGGGCGGCAUCAUUGGCAACCUGCGCCACAUGGCCUUGGACAUGGGCAACGAGAUUGAUACCCAGAACCGCCAGAUUGACCGGAUCAUGGAGAAGGCUGACUCCAACAAGACCAGGAUUGAUGAAGCCAACCAACGGGCCACAAAGAUGCUGGGCAGUGGCUAAGCAGCUAGUGCACACUAUUUCAUUAUCUGUGCUGCUCGCUGAGCAGUGCAAAACAUGCUUUUAUCUUGGUAUUUACCUACUAGGUUUGCACACAUGCACAUAUCAAACCCUUCCCAUUGUAAAUGUUGUUCUGUGUCGUCUGUCUGCUUUUUAAAUAAUUGUCCUCGUAAAAAAAAGAAAAUUCUUUUGCUCCUUGUCUUUCUUUCCAAAGGUUGUAUAUAGCGCUGAUUUGAUGGCACCUGCUCACUUGUGAUGUUUUUGUUCUCUCUUUUUUAUAUAUAUAUAUUAUAAAUAUAUAUAUACAGUAUAUCUUUGCUGGAUGAAAACUAUCAUAGGAAUGCUAUACAAACUGUUUUCCUUCUCAGUAUUUCAAUAUCGUCUUAGUACUGCUGUGUCGGUCCAUUAAGCUACUGCCAUGCUCCUUAUUUUGAUGUAAUGAUAAAUGAGGAAGAGGAGCGGUAAAGGUGAAGAACCAUACUAAAUGAAAUUGAACCCACAACGGCUGGCCUCAGUCUCUAUCCUUCAUUAGCCAUUCUGAGUUCAUGCUUAGACAAUGUGCAUCUAGACAACGUAGCUGUAAUAGACAUUGCACUUCCAGUGAUGUGAUUUGUCCGUUAUGCAUGACCAACGAUAGACUUUAGAAUCUUAUAAAUAAAACCUGUUUUAAAAAAAAGAAGAAAAAAAGAUCCAACAUGGCAGCAGCGAAACUGACAGCAUGCGUAAUCAAAGGACACAGUCCGGAUGUUUCAUAUUCCUUAAGAUCUGCAAUAGUGCCACAAUUUCCUGUUGAUACACAUUUAUGGACUGUGACCAUCGUUGUAAAAUAAUACAGAAGUGGUGAAUAAACAAAUGACACAGAGGAGGCUGUAGCACAAAAAUCUGUUUUCUAAAUGAAUGUGCAGUUCAUUUAAGAUGUUGAAUAAAUGCUGAAAAGCGGGGGCUGGUUUUCUGCUGUAUUAUAAGGUUUGAAUGCUCUUUAUGAUGAAAAAAACUGCAAUAUAAACCUAAGGCGCAUAUUUCUGAGAGACGAUACUUUUUUAAGAAGACUGUAUCUUGUUAGUUUACUCUCCCCAUGUGGUUUGUUACUUGGUUUUAAAAAACAGUUCCUUAACAAAAAAAUUGCAAACUCAAUUUUUUUGUUGCUUCUGUACUUAGAGCUAUGCACACCAAAUCGCUGAGAUGUUGAGUAGUUAGAGUAAGAAGAUGAAUACCUACCUUAAUGGAAUGAUUACCUAGGUUCAACUAUGAGAUUAAUGUCCUCGACGCAUGGAAUAUUAAGUCUCCUUCUGUUUCCUGUCAAUUUGUGAAGUGGUUGACAUUUUGUAGCUAGUUGAGAUGAUUAAAAAUAAUAAACCUUA
Molecule: messenger RNA, 2210 nt
Organism: Scleropages formosus (Asian bonytongue)
Lineage: Eukaryota; Metazoa; Chordata; Actinopteri; Osteoglossiformes; Osteoglossidae
Gene: snap25a
Product: synaptosome associated protein 25a
Exons: 8
Coding region: 238-852 (204 amino acids)
Biological process (GO): exocytosis; synaptic vesicle fusion to presynaptic active zone membrane; synaptic vesicle priming
Cellular component (GO): synaptobrevin 2-SNAP-25-syntaxin-1a-complexin I complex; plasma membrane
Molecular function (GO): SNAP receptor activity; voltage-gated potassium channel activity; syntaxin-1 binding
Source: RefSeq, a predicted model, not a curated record